CCCCGCCUCUUCCGGUCAUGUGACGCGGUGGAUUGUUUGGGGCCGCGCGGCUUUCUCUGUUGGCGGGUAUCUGUGGACACAGAGAGAGAGAGAGCAGCUGUUGAGACCCCGAGACGCUCAAACUGCCCUCUGCACUGAUCUUAACAAAAUGUCUGAGUGGAACAAAGACAAGAGAUGUGAAGUGGAUACCAGAGAACAUGAAGACAGGAGCCACGGGUCGUCUCGGUGGUCUCACUGCAGGAAGAGAGGGAUCGACGGAAGUAUGAGGACCAAGAGAGACGCAGAGGGCAACGAGAAAGGACGCAACGAUAACAAGCGUGACAACAGAAACGACAGCUUCACCACUCCAGAGAGCGCCGGCCCCGUGUCUCGCUGCGGACGGCAGUCAGACUGGGGGAGUCAGGUGGAGGACGAGGAGGAGAUGAGGAAGAGCGUGCACAGAGACAUGCAGCGUUACAGGAGGAGGAUACUGGGAGGAGACGCCACACAGAGGGAGAGACGAACCUCCUCCGGCUCCUCAGAGAGCUGUGACUCCAGAGAGGGAGACAGCAUGGAGACCGACGAGGAGGUGCUGCUGCGCCGGCAGAAGCAGAUCAACUAUGGCAAGAACACUUUGGCCUACGACCGGUACACUAACGAAGUGCCCAAACACAUGCGCCAGUCUGGAGUUCACCCCAAGACUCCCAACAAGUUCAGGAAGUACAGCCGGCGCUCGUGGGACCAGCAGAUCAAACUGUGGAAGGUGAAGCUGCACGCCUGGGACCCUCCCACUGAGGAAGGGGGGCAGGACAAAACCCAGCAGGAGAUAGACGAGCUGGGUCUGGAUGAUGUCAUGGACAUCGAGCUGGACUUCCCAUCCCUGUCAGACUCCCAGGACGCACCUGCUCCUCUCAGCACUCGCAGCCUGCCUCUGGAGGACGAAGACUGUAUGGGAACUCCUGUUAAAGUCCAGAAGACGGAGACCACGGCAGACCCCGACAUGUCUUAGCUCUUCAACGACUCAGCGAUGACCUGCUUCAUCCAUCAAGCCCCUACACAGCCCUCCAUGUUACCCACAAUGCACCUGUUCCAGUUCUGCUCAGAGCGGUGCUGCGUGCGAGUCUCAGCUGAUGUUUCUUCUCUCUUCUUUGAUUUUCGGCUCACUAAUCCAGAGGUUCGGACUUUUUACGGAUUAAUAAUCUGCUCAGGGACUUUUUCACUCUGCCUGUUCUCCUUAAAGCACUGACAGAGCGGGCUGAGAGUCCACCGUGUUCGUCUUAUCACAGCGUCAGAUAAACGGUCAGGACUCAGAGGUCGGCUCACUGACGGGUCAGAGCGGGCGAACAAACAGUUUUUACUUUCAUGAAUCAGACGGCGUGUGUUAUUUUUGGAUUGUGGACAUUUUAAAGCUGCAGAGUGUUUUCUGUCUGAGCUGUUGGUUGAAUUUAACUUUGGUUGUUUUUUAUUCUGAUGUUGCUGUUUCUUAUUGAUGUUUUCCUCACGGUGAAGAUUUGAAAUAAAAAAAGAAAAACCUCA
Messenger RNA from Notolabrus celidotus (New Zealand spotty), 1515 nucleotides. RefSeq names its product stem-loop binding protein (gene slbp). The record is from RefSeq and is a predicted model, not a curated record. NCBI's taxonomy places the organism in Eukaryota, Metazoa, Chordata, Actinopteri, Labriformes, Labridae. Gene Ontology annotation, biological process: mRNA 3'-end processing by stem-loop binding and cleavage; mRNA transport. The transcript has 8 exons. Gene Ontology annotation, molecular function: histone pre-mRNA stem-loop binding; mRNA binding. Gene Ontology annotation, cellular component: cytoplasm; histone pre-mRNA 3'end processing complex. Bases 149 to 988 code for a protein of 279 amino acids.